GCUCCAUGUUUACGGAAGUGAGUCUGAUGAAUGAACACUACAUAAUGUCCGUGUCGAUGUGAAAUUUUGAAAAACUGUCACGUAUAGUUAAUUUGUCUAAUUUAGAAUAGUAGCUACUGUCAUAUGUCUAAGGAUGAAGCUAGCUAGGCCACAAAGGCAGUAGCUAGGAGCCAAAAAACGUCAACUAGACUCAACGUCGCAACAGCUCAGUAGUAAGAGGUUCUUAAGGUAGACCUGACCAGACCUCUCUCCAGCACAAUGUGGGACCAGGAGAUCAGACAGAUGGCAUCCAGCCACGCCAUCAUGGCGUCGGGGGUGUUUAUGGCGACAGUGGUGCCGGCGGUGCUAGUGCCGGGUUUCUCUGUGUACGGGACACACCUGCUGUGGCUGUACUCUGUUGCCGGGGCCGUCGCCGUGGUCAACAUCACCCUGUUCUGGCUGUUGGGGGUCAGCCCUCCCACCAAGAAACACACUAUCACCUACAAGGUGUCUAGGUUGGUGCGUUCCUGUCUCUACCUGCUCCUCUCCUGUCUGUUCUUCCACACUGUAGUGAUCCUGUAUGGAGCACCGCUCCUGGAGACUGCGUUGGAGACGUUCUCUCUGGCGGUGUUGUUGACCAGUCUAACCACUCUGAGGUGUGUGUGUGUCCUUGGGCCCAACGUCCAGGCUUGGAUAAGAGUGUUCAGCCGACAUGGGGCCAUGUCAGUGUGGGACACCUCUCUACAGAUGGUGGUCGGCUGCAGUGUUGUUGGAGCCUGGCUGGGAGCCUUCCCUAUCCCUUUGGACUGGGACCGACCCUGGCAGGUGUGGCCCGUCUCCUGCAGUCUGGGUGCAGUGAUUGGUUACCUGACUGGGCUAGUCGCCGCCCCCGCCUGGAUCCACUGGCACCGCAAACACCUCACCUACAAGAGCAAGUGAUGGACUGGGGAGAGAGUGAGGAAGUGAUCGACUGGGGGGAGAGAGUGAGUGAGGAAGUGAUGGACUGGGGAGAGAGUGAGUGAUUGUGUUUGUAUACGUGCAUGCGGUUUAUAUGACAGUCCUCCAGGCAGCUGAUCCAUUAUCCCUGUAGUAAUCCUAUAUUCCAUUGGUAUCUGAAUAUGUAUUGGAGUGUUGGAGUAGACAGGCCCUCUCCUGUAAAAUAUGUUGCCAUGUAAAAAGAUUUUGACAAAUAAAGUCUUAGUUCUCUACAAACUU
This is a messenger RNA of Coregonus clupeaformis (lake whitefish), 1194 nucleotides long. Its product is annotated as phosphatidylinositol-glycan biosynthesis class F protein. Gene Ontology annotation, cellular component: endoplasmic reticulum membrane. The coding region runs from base 259 to 918 and encodes 219 amino acids. Gene Ontology annotation, biological process: GPI anchor biosynthetic process. The transcript has 6 exons. The record is from RefSeq and is a predicted model, not a curated record. NCBI's taxonomy places the organism in Eukaryota, Metazoa, Chordata, Actinopteri, Salmoniformes, Salmonidae.